AUGGAGGUGGGAGACGCGGAGCCUGAGCUGGGCGCUGCCGACAGUUGGAUCGGCGUCGUGCCUGUCGGGGAGGAGCCGGCCGAGGUCCCCCGGGGUGCCAAGGAGGAGUCCUUCACUGCCGCCGUCGUCAGCAAGAUGAAGCGAGCCCUGGUGCUGGGGGCAUCAGCCCUGCUCAUCCUGGCACUGAACCAGAACGCCAUCCGGGAGCUGGACGUUUCCCAGCUUCUUGCCAAGCCUGUGAUCGUGAUCCAGUCCUCGGACAACGUCACCAAGCUGCUGGGAGCGCUGCUGCGGGGUCUCCGGGCUACAGCGAAGAUCACGUACCAGGCAGUGCUGCUGGAGAACCUGGGAGUGACCCUCACCCUGUGGUCGACCUGCGGCCUCUCCCGAGGGGGCCUCUAUGGGGAGUGGCAGGGGGUCAUCUGCACGGGGGAGAACAGCUCGCAGGUCCAGAAGUAUCUCCAGCAGCUGUGGAACACCAUCCUGCUGAUCGCUCUGCUCCUCUGCACCGGGGUGAUCGUGCAGGCCCAGCGGCAGUCACGGCAAGACCCGUCAGAGCAGGAUGCCGAGCUGGACCUGAAGCAGCACAUUCGGCGGCGGCUGUCAGCACUGAAAACACGGCGGUACCAUCCCGGCAAACCACUCCGGAGCUGGGCCUGCGAGAUCGAUAGCUGUGCCGUCUGCUUGGACCAGUUCCACAAGAGCCAGUGGCUGCGGGUGCUGCCCUGCUCCCACGAAUUUCACCGGGACUGCGUGGACCCCUGGCUUCUCCUCCAGCAGACCUGCCCUCUCUGCAAGCGCAACAUCCUGGGGAACUGCUGCACGGAGAGCUAGCUGGCCUGACGGACGCGCUCCAGGGACAGACCCACUGCCGCUCUGGGGAGAGGGAGGGGGGCAAGGGGUGCUGGGCAAGCAGCGCUCGCUGCCGGAGCGGAUUUGGCGCGGCUGUGCCCGUCGCAGCGCCCGGCCAUUUGGAGACUGAAGGAUCUCGGGGCUCUCCCUGCUGGGUGUGAGUAGAGG
Molecule: messenger RNA, 1020 nt
Organism: Haliaeetus leucocephalus (bald eagle)
Lineage: Eukaryota; Metazoa; Chordata; Aves; Accipitriformes; Accipitridae
Gene: RNF215
Product: ring finger protein 215
Exons: 10
Coding region: 1-834 (277 amino acids)
Biological process (GO): Wnt receptor catabolic process; negative regulation of canonical Wnt signaling pathway; ubiquitin-dependent protein catabolic process
Molecular function (GO): ubiquitin protein ligase activity; frizzled binding
Source: RefSeq, a predicted model, not a curated record